UGGCAGUGUCCUGGUCCUGCUUGACUUGAGUGGAGUGGGUACAGAUUUUAUAGCAGAACGUAGGGGAAGUCUGAUAAUAAUUGGCCAGAAAACAGGGAUCCCUGUUCUGAUUGGUUGUUCUGGGACAGACGGGAAGGAACGCGUGACAGAUGAAGGCUUGACGCUUAUUGGCUCCUAGAUCUGAAGGUUGGGGGUUCUAAUUGGAUGAGUCUGAAUUGUGACUGGGAGCUCGGUUUGGGUGUCCAGGUUUAGCGUCAUUUCAUUCUGGUUGGCUUUUUAGAAUUGGCUCAGUUGAGGGUCUCCAUGCCAAUUGGCCAGCAGGACCGAGAGGCCUGGAUUCUGAUUGGUUCUUCUGACUCGAAGUCAGGAGAGAUGAGGAUCACCUGCUGCUAUUAGGACUUUGGAGUUAUGAGAGCAAAAGUUCAGGGCCAGUGGAGGGCAAGGGUUUUGCAGUGUGCAUGAUGUGACCUGCCUGUCAUAGUUUCCUUGCAUUGAGGGUUGGUCUGGGAACGGAUUGGUUGUCUAUAAAAACAGAGAAGGCAAGAAAACGCUGUCUCUCCAGCAAACGUGGAGCUUGUCUAUCUCCGCUGCGAUUGCUGAGGGGUCGGGGAUGUUGAAACCAAGAAUCGUUGCAGAUUGGUUACAGGUCGGAAAUGCCCACCAACCUUUGACAGUCCCCGCCUCCACCCCACUCCUGACUUGGUCUCAGCCAACAGCGAAAAUGGCACCACGCGUGAGGAUGGGACCUGCAGCACACGGAGAUUUCCUAUUGGUUGGGAGGCACCUUUCCCGCUUCUCCAUUGGCCUGCUUCUUUAGGCGGGGGAACCGUGAGGGGAUGGGCCCGAACUAGGGACGUUUUCUAGCGAAAGUCAGCCUAGCGAGCUCGGGAGCCUGUGGGAAACGGCUGCUGGCUGCUGCGACCGCGCGGCUUCGGUUAUUCUGUUCCUUUUUUCUCCUUCCUGUUAGUCCACACGUGACUGUCAGCCCACAGAGACAUGGCCACCAACGCAGGCCCCUUGCACCCAUAUUGGCCUCGGCACCUGAGGCUGGACAACUAUGUGCCUAAUGACCUCCCCACCUGGCAUAUCCUGGCUGGCCUAUUCUCCAUCUCUGGGGUCAUAGUUGUGACCACAUGGCUGUUGUCAGGUCGUGCUGCAGUUGUCCCACUGGGGACUUGGCGGCGACUGUCCUUGUGCUGGUUUGCAGUGUGUGCAUUCAUUCAUCUGGUGAUUGAGGGCUGGUUCGUUCUCUACCACGAGGUCCUUCUUGGAGAUCAAGUCUUCUUGUCUCAACUCUGGAAAGAGUAUUCCAAGGGAGACAGCCGAUACAUCAUUAAUGACAACUUCACUAUCUGUAUGGAAACCAUCACAGCUUGCCUGUGGGGACCACUCAGCCUAUGGGUGGUGAUUGCCUUUCUCCGCCAGCAACCCCUCCGCUUUGUUCUACAGUUCUUGGUCUCUGUGGGCCAGCUUUAUGGGGAUGUACUAUACUUCCUGACAGAGUACCGUGAUGGAUUUCAGCAUGGGGAAUUCGGCCAUCCACUCUAUUUCUGGUUUUACUUCGUCUUCAUGAAUGCCCUGUGGCUAGUGCUACCUGCAAUCUUCGUGCUGGAUUCCUUGAAGCAGCUCGCUCGUGCCCAGAGAACACUGGACAGCAAAGGCACAAAAGCCAAGAGCAAGCAGAACUAACAAGCAGUGGACUGGCCUGGAACACUGACUGAUGAUGUGUUCCUGCCAGAAGAGUCCAAUCCUGCUCCCACAGGUUGGAGGGGCCAAAGCUUAUUGAUUUGUGACACUCAGACUGAUGAGUGGCCACAAAAAGGGUCAGAUAUGAGAAAGAUAGGGAUUGUAUAGCACUACUGCCAGGAGCCAUUGGGAACAAGACAUAAGGCAAGGAACAAGACAUAAGCCAUGAUGGUGGCAAGUUUUAAAAUCAGAAAAUAAAAUAUCAUAGCUUGAA
This is a messenger RNA of Ictidomys tridecemlineatus (thirteen-lined ground squirrel), 1960 nucleotides long. RefSeq names its product EBP cholestenol delta-isomerase (gene Ebp). NCBI's taxonomy places the organism in Eukaryota, Metazoa, Chordata, Mammalia, Rodentia, Sciuridae. Gene Ontology annotation, cellular component: endoplasmic reticulum; membrane. The record is from RefSeq and is a predicted model, not a curated record. Gene Ontology annotation, biological process: cholesterol biosynthetic process. Gene Ontology annotation, molecular function: cholestenol delta-isomerase activity; steroid Delta-isomerase activity; C-8 sterol isomerase activity.